Sphenostylis stenocarpa is the source of this 861-nucleotide messenger RNA. NCBI's taxonomy places the organism in Eukaryota, Viridiplantae, Streptophyta, Magnoliopsida, Fabales, Fabaceae. The record is from the annotation of a GenBank genome assembly.
AUGAAUUGUGGUAAUUGGAUGCUGAAACACGCCCCCACCUCUGUUUCCUGGAGCACUCUCACCUCGCCACCCAUCACACUCAGCAAUGAUGGUAUUGAAUGUCUUCAGGUCAUGGAUGUUCCACUGCCACUGGAUAAAUUGGCUUUAAAUUUGAUUAAUAAUGAACCCGCUCCUGGAAACACGAGAAACAGCAAGAUAUACGUAAUUCUGGUGGCAACUGGAAGCUUUAAUCCACCUACUUUCAUGCAUUUACGAAUGUUCGAGCUUGCAAGAGAUUCAUUGAAUUCAAAUGGCUAUUGCGUAAUUGGAGGUUACUUGUCUCCGGUGAAUGAUGAAUACAAGAAAAAGGGCCUAAUAUCUGCUAAACAUCGAAUACAAUUAUGUCAAUUAGCCUGCAAAAGUUCAGAUUUUGUAAUGGUUGAUCAAUGGGAGGCAAGUCAGAGCACAUAUCAACGCACUUUAACUGUUCUCUCCAGAGUCUACAAUUCUGUUUGUGAGACAGGGUUGGUAUCUAGAGAAUCCCUCAAGGUCAUGCUUCUCUGUGGUUCUGAUCUCCUUCAUUCUUUUGGCAUUCCUGGAUUCUGGAUUCCUGACCAGGUUAAAUCUAUAUGCAAAGAUUAUGGGGUAGUCUGCAUUAGCAGAGAAGGACAAGACGUUGAGAAGACUAUAUUUGAAAAUGAAAUUCUGAAUAAAUAUCAGGAUAAUAUCAAAGUUGUGGAUGAACUUGUACCAAAUCAAAUAAGCUCAACCAGAGUAAGGGAUUGCAUUGCAAGAGGAGUAUCUAUAAAAUACCUUACAGCGGAUGAAGUGAUUGAUUAUAUCAGAGAGCAAAAGUUAUACUUGAACUUAAAUGAUAAGUAA